GACCCCAAUGUGGCGGACGCGCCCCUGGCCUUGAAGCUGCAGGUCACCGAAGCCCCUCGCUGCACCAUCCGGACCUCCGGCACGUCCGUCUCCGUCUCAGCUCUGCUCAACAUCUUCUUGGCCCCCCCGGAGCAGCCCCUAAUUCUGCUUUCCAGCCUGACCAUGGAAUCCCGCCUCAGUGCCAAGGUGGUGCUUCACAGCAAGGCUCUUCGGGUGCAGCUGGACCUCCGAAGGUUCCGGAUCUACUCCACCCAGUCGGCCCUUGAAUCUUUGGCACUCCUCCCCUUGCAAGCCCCCCUGAAGACGCUGCUGCAAAUGACCAUCAUGCCCUUCCUCAACGAGAAGACCAAGAGGGGGGUCCGGAUCCCCCUGCCCGAAGGCAUGGACUUCACCAAGGAGGCCAUCAGGAGCCACUUGGGCUACCUCACCAUCGGGGCCGACCUGCAAUUCACCAAAGGGCUACGGGAGGUCAUCGAGAAGCUCCGGGCGACACCCAGGCCUUCUCUGGCCCCCAGGGCUGCGUAGGGGCCCUGGGUCUCGCCCCCCACCUGCUUCGAUCGUCACCUGCCUGCCCCAGCCAGGAGGGCCCCUCUGCCCUGCCGGACACCAGGGUCUUUGUAAGCCUCUGGGACAGCUGAAUAAAGAGCUACGCUGCCC
Protobothrops mucrosquamatus (brown spotted pit viper) is the source of this 657-nucleotide messenger RNA. Its product is annotated as phospholipid transfer protein-like. Gene Ontology annotation, biological process: phospholipid transport; high-density lipoprotein particle remodeling; ceramide transport. Gene Ontology annotation, molecular function: diacylglycerol binding; ceramide binding; phosphatidylethanolamine binding. NCBI's taxonomy places the organism in Eukaryota, Metazoa, Chordata, Lepidosauria, Squamata, Viperidae. The record is from RefSeq and is a predicted model, not a curated record. The annotation marks the transcript as partial. The transcript has 6 exons.